Molecule: messenger RNA, 6681 nt
Organism: Penicillium canariense
Lineage: Eukaryota; Fungi; Ascomycota; Eurotiomycetes; Eurotiales; Aspergillaceae
Product: putative myosin class II heavy chain (MHC)
Exons: 3
Coding region: 1-6681 (2226 amino acids)
Cellular component (GO): cytoskeleton
Source: RefSeq, a predicted model, not a curated record
AUGGAGACAGUAUGGAGUACUCCAUACGGCGUACUCAACGAAGUCCGUUGGUGGCGGUCAAGCCCCUGGCUCCCGUUGGGGCUCUCCGGGGUACCUGCGCAGGCAAGGGUUGGGAUCCCAUCGGGCCCGUCCAGCGCCUACCAUCUAGAUCACGCCGUCUCUUCCGCCAGUUCGGCGUCUUCUCCGCCGUUCCAUCUCAAAGACGCGCGCAUUCUACGUGACGAAUCGCGUCUGGGCCCGUCCCUGCUUCUGUCCUCUCCUUCAUCAGGAGACUCAAGCCCCUCCGCCGCCGGCUCGCCUUUCCACCGACCUUCCCCGCGGAGCAUCACCCUCGAGCCUCCGCCGCUGCCAUUCCUCUCGGCCCACCACCAGUCCCGCCGGCCCCAGGAGUCCCUUCUCUCGUCCCCGGAGACUCGACGGGCGGGUAGCAGUGUCUAUUAUACCACGGCCUGGGGGUCCCCGUAUGCAGCGCCCAGUACUCGGCGAUUGUCAUUAACUCUCAGCCAAUACGCCGGUCUCGAUCAUCACGGAUCGUGCGAGAGUUCACCUGCCGCGUCCGUUGCCGCCAAUCGCCCCGAGCUCCGACGAGCGAGUGUCGCCGAAGGUCUUGCUGGUCACCAGCAGGGAGAAAAGACCAUUCGAGACUUUACCCAGGAUUGGAUCAAUCAAUAUCUGUCUGGCCAACCGAGGACAGAGCGAAGUAACUGGUUGAGCGACGAUUCCGGAAGCGAAGCGCCGUCGUUUUUUACUGCGAAGAAUCACCUCGCGGACGACCUUUCCGACGAUUGGCUUGGUCUGGAGGACGACGUCCGCGAUAACGAGCUUCUCAAGACACCGACCCUUUCGGACUUUGUUGGUCGAAGGGCCUCUGCUCGCGCGAAAGAAAAGAAGAACCAGCACAAGCGCGCAGAUACUCUGCGUCAGCAGGACUUUUGGGGAUUCGCGUACGAUAAAGAAUCGCCAAAGAACAUCAUGUCUGACACGAAGGAGUCGCAGCCUCCUGCCGAGGCGGCGUCCCCAGUGGAAAAACCGCUGCCGCCCCCACCCGCAAAUACAGCAGACGAGAUGACAAAUACAGGGAAUACACAGGAAUCAUCCCAUCCGGAUGCUUUGGCUUGGCGUGGGAAGGCGUGUGUCGUUGAUCUGCCCAACGAUGACCAGCGUGGUACAGAACAAUCUGGAUAUCGACUCUUGUCGCGCACAGAUGUGGAUGACCGGUUGAAAAAAUGGGAGCAGGAAGGAUAUGAUGUGCGCGGAUUCUCCAUCGGCGACGAAGUUGAUCCGUCUGGAACAACCGAGCUUGGAGGGUUGAGCCGCCCCUUGUAUCCUGAUCCGUACGAGGUUUAUGAAGAGACAAAGGGCCAACGGCCGUACAUUCAAUUCCCGGACAAGGCUGUGUGGGAUUCCUAUGUUGCCGAAUUGCAGGAGGAGAAAUUGCGGGCUCUGGGUGUCUCCUUUGGUGACCCCGAGCCCCAAUCGUCCAUUUCCCCAGCAUCCGCAGCCCAAACACCCUUCCCUGGCCUCGUGGCAUCGCCGCCAAUUCCCACCACCUCAGCCGGAAGUAACGCUCUUGGCCAAGUGCAUCCUUUCUCGCCACACUUCGGCCAGUCGGCAGGUGCCACGAGCGGUGGCAUGGGGUCUCUGGCGUCCCCUGCUUCGCAGUUCAGCGUGCAGACGCCGUUUAUGGGUAUUGAACAAAACUUGAUGCCCGGAUACCCAUUCCAUUUCCCACCUGGGACUCCUGCACAGGCCUCUAUGACCCCUCAGAGCCUGAUCAAUCUUCGUCAAGCCAGUGGAUCGGGUGGGCCCGGCACGCUUCCCAACUUCAACUCGAUGCUCUCGCCUGUCUCCCCGCUGCAUGACCCAGCUGCCUUCCAUGCUGGAUUUAACGACAAGGAAGUGUGGGAUAACCGGUUUGGUCACGAUGGUCAUCACGAGGAGGGCUUGUCCUACCCUACUCCUCAGACACCCGACAAUGCUCCGGAUCACUUCCAUGCAUCGAAUGUCGAGAUUGCUCACCCAACACCUCGCGGCCAUGGUCACAACUUGAGCGAAACUCUUCAGCGGGGAUUGGACCAGAUGAAUCACUCCGAAUACCGCAUGGAUGACCAUAUCGAACACCAUAUAAUUGAGGAUCACGACAACCACCACGGUUUCAAUGCCAAUAUCCUCAAGUCCCACUGGGCUAUGCAUGAUCAAGACCAACACCACCAGCUCCCGAACGUCUCUCGUCAGCCUUCCCACUCCUUCUCUCAGCAACCGCACGAGUUUUACAAUGCGCACCUUGGCCAACAAAAUGCUCAUGAAAGCUCUGAUCUCGACACGAACCCUAGCCUCGCUGGAACUCCUCAUGCUCGCGGUGUUCUACCAGAUCAGUCUUCCUGGCAUGAAACUAAGGCCAGCCACCAGUCCAAGCUUUCAAUCUCGUCCCUCAAUGUGGAAGCCAAGGAAUUUGACCCGACUGCUUCAUUUGCCUCUCAGUCUGCCGCAUUUGGUAACAGUGCGUUCCAGUUUGGUGGUAUGAAUAGCAUGAACCAGUCUGGAUUUGGAUUUGUCCCUGCACCACCAUCAUUUGCUCCAGCUGGCAUGAUGAACGGCCCUGUCGAGCAUACCCCCGAGCUCGAGCCCCAGCCGAAGCCCAGCUCAUUCAAGUUCUCUGCUGCCUCUUUCAACGUAGAUGCACCCGUGUUCAACCCGUCCGCGAGCCUCAACUCGAACGUCAGUGCAGAGCAGCCCACGGCUAGCCGGGCGAAGAUUUUCGGUGAUAUUGAUCUCUCCGAAAUCUCCAAGCCACCGAAGCAAUCGAAGGCCAUUCCCAUCGUCCGUCCAGACGAGGUCGAGCCUGCCCAAGAGGAUGAGCAGGAGGACGUGGAUGAUGCAGACGGCCGCCCUGUCCCUACUGAUCGCCACAAGCGAGCUCGUCGUGGCAUCGGCCACGCCGAGGGCGAGGCUCGAUAUAGCAUUUCUAGCCAACCCUUGGGUGAGGCCGGCAACGCCCAAGCAUCAAAUACGCUCCACGCCCUCGCCGAGGGCAAAGAAAACGCUGGCCCUGAGGACGACAAACACGUGGAGCGGAAGGGUACUCCGAUGAGUGAGGCUACUACCUGGACCAUAUUCGACGCGAAGGCUGAAGGUGAAGCUGCUCGAUCCCGUGCUGGGUCGAUGGCCCAUGGUGAACAAACUGAAGACGUCAACGAAGAUCCUAAUGCAGAGGCUGAAGCGGAACAGCCCGCUCGGGAUUUCGUUCCUGUCAACGAGAAGAAGCGCUCCCAACAUGCCUCCCAGGAUUCUAAGAGCUCCGUGAAGAGUACCAUGUUGUCGCCCACGGCCCAGCCUUUCGAGUUCAAAGCUGCUACUUCUCCUUUCGUCUCGACAAGUGUACCUUCAUCGCGCUUUGCUGAGCAGAAGCCUGUUACGUCAGAGUCUGUUGAGAAGAAGCCUGCUCAGGGUGGCCUUAUGGCUUCUCGCUUCGCUACUGCCAGUCCACCCAAGCCUGCGGCAGCACCAGUGGACAGAAGUUUGCCCGAGCAAACGCCACAGCCUAGGCCAGACCUGUCCCGUUGGCAGGAAUCUGCCGAGGAGUCACCGGAUGACGAGGAGCUCAACGCCAUCAUGGAGCAGCUCAAUGACGACUCGGACGUCGGCAUCGAGAGACAACACACUCCCCUUCCGCCCCACUUUGUCGCCGAGUCCGCUCCCACCAAGGAGCGCCGCUUUGGCUCCGCCGAAGGCAGAAGCGAGGCGCCCAGCCCCAGCCCCGGCGGCGGCCAAAGGACAUACAAGCUCAACAUCCCAAAGCUUGGCUCCGACAUUGACGCCAACAGCAACGCUACCUUCUCGCCCCAGAAGAGCCUCAUCUCACGUAUCCAGUCGCCUGUUCGCCAGCUUGUCACUGAGAAUGACCAUGUCAGUGACUGGGAUGACAUGAUCUCUUCAGGCGAAGAUGAGAAGUUCUUCAACCGCAACCGCUUCUUCGACCGCCGUAUCAAUGACAUCGUGGGUUCUGCCAUCGAUGACCGGUUAACUCCCAUGGAGCGUGCGUUGGCUGUUAUUCAGCAGUCUGUGGCUACAAUUGCUUCCGGGACUGCUAGUAGAAGGGUUUUCCGCAGCGCCUCUGAUGAGAUGGAGGACAGUGAUGCCGAUGAUGAAGAUGAUGGCGAGGAGCAUGAGAGUUCCGUCCGCGACCGCUCGCCGCACCAUAUGCGGGACCGGAAGCUGGAGAUGUUGAAGAGCGUUGUCAUGGAGGCUUUGGUCACGCACGAUAUCCCGAGCCGUACAAUACAGCACUCUAGCCACAGCGAGAUGGCACAGCUCAAGGAGAGCAUAGCUGAGCUCCAAGCCCUGACCAUCAAGAAGCUUGCCCAGGACCCAGUUGGGGAUAUGCGUGAGAUUCUUGAGGAGUCUUUCGCCCGCCAGCGAGCACAGCAGACCCCGCGGCUGUCCGAGGCCGACGAAAUCGGUGCGGAUAGCCUUAUGCUUCAGAUCGAUGGUCUAAAAAGCAUGCUGCGUCUGGCGGACGAGCGUGCUGAGGCUGAGUAUAAACUGCGUCGGGAUGCUACGGACUCGGUGGGCGAGCUCCAGCAACUGCUGAAGGUUGCCGAAGAAGAUGCUGCCCGUCACAGUGCGGCUGCUGAGGCCGCCGAGGCCCGUCUUCUCCAGUUCAAGGAGGAGAAAAUCCCCCAUCUGGAGAAGAUGCAGUUCCGCUCUGAGUCUCUGGCUGAAGAGAGUGAGACUCUCAAGGUCACCAUUGCCGAGUUGUCCACAAAGAAUAUCACGCUUGAGGGCACUCUGGAUGAGUAUCGUCUUUCCUCUGAUACCUUCCGCCGUCAACUGGAGACUGUUAGGGGCGAGAACUCGUCCCUACAUGAGACUGUUGACGCCCUGCGCACUCGCAUUGAGGACAGCAUGAUUGCCCGUCAGAAUCUAACCGAGAAGUUUGACCGACUGCAAUCAGACAUGGUCAAUGUCACUGCCGAUGUCGUCCGCGAGCAGGCGUUGUGGCGCAGGAAGGACGAGGAGCAGGCUGCCAAGUACAACGAGCUGCUCGCCUCGUACAAUCGUGAGGUGAAGCUGCGUGAGAAGCUUGAGGCGGAAGUGUCCGAGCUUGAGAAGCAGGAGAAGGAGGCCGUCAAGAUAAAGUUCCUCCAUGAGCAAUCCCAAGAAGAAAACGCCAAGAUGAAGGAGACCAUUGCCAAUCUGCGUACUGAGAACCGCGACUUGCAGCUCACUGCGGCUCGCUUCGAGCGCGAGUUCAACGACGCUCGUGAGAGCAGCCGCAUGGAGAUCCAGCGCACUCGCUCUUCAAUGGAGGCUGACCUUGAGGCUUCCAACAGCCAGGUCAACAUUGUCCGGGCCGAGCUUGAAGCCCAAAUCCUCCGUCUCGAAAGCCAGCUGGACAAUGUUCGUCUGGACGCCGAUACCUCUCGCGAGCGUUACGAGAUGCUGCUGGAGGAGGCCAAAGAGUCCAAUAUGACUUCUCUUGCCACCGCGAAGGAAUCCCGUGAGAUAGCUCUCGAGGAGCAGCGCAGGACUCACGAGCGGGUGCUAAAUGACCUUCGCGAGCGUCACGCUCGUGCACUGCACAAUUCCUCUGAAGACCGCCAGCGUGGUGAGGCCAAUAUGAUUGAUCGCCUGGCUCUGUCGGAUGACAGGGCCAAGCACCUGCAGGAGCGUGUCGAACACCUCGAGGAAAAGCUCGAGAUUGCCCAGUCCGCUGCCCGUGCUGCUGCUGAGGCAGCCCAGACUGCCAAGGCAGGCCCGAGCUCAUUGCCGGCUCCGACCCCAACACCCUCGCACUCGACUUCUCCUUCCAUGUCUUUCAGCAAGGGAUCCCAUGAACCCGAGAAGAUCUCCCCGCAGGCCCUCCGCGAGUCGAUCUUCGUUUUGCAGGAUCAGCUUCAGCAGCGCGAGACCCGCAUUGAGGAGCUCGAGCAGGAGGUUGCCUCUGUCGAUAAGGAUGCCCCUACCAAGAUGAAGGAUAAGGACAGCGAGAUCACUUGGCUCCGUGAGCUGCUCGGCGUUCGUAUCGACGAUCUGCAGGAUAUCAUCAAGACUCUCUCGCAGCCUUCCUUCAACCAGCACGCCGUCCGCGACGCUGCGAUUCGCCUCAAGGCCAACCUGCAAAUGCAGCAGCAGGAGCGGGACCGUGCUCUGACCGGUUCUGGUCUGCCAUCGCUCCAAUCCCUCUCUGAACUCGCUGCCUCGCCGCGGUCCCUUCCUCUCGCUGCGGCUGCCGCCUGGGGUAACUGGCGUAAGGCCCGUGAGGGAGCCAAUGGAGGUGCAACUCCCUCCGAGCAGACCCCGUCCAAGUCCAGCAACGCCGGUACCUUCCUGUCAGGCCUCCUGACGCCUCCGAGCUCGCAUGUCCGCCAGAACGCCCCGCAAACCAGCGCUCCGGAUCGUUCCUACACCGGGAGCCGGCCGCUGAGAAGCUUCAACUCUGCCCCACGCCGUGGAUCAGCCCACCGAGAGGUCCCCAUCGCUGAGCCACCCAGGACCCCUCCUCUUCUCCACCGCUCGAGCUACGAUCGCGACGCCGAGCCGGCAAACUACGAGGAAGGUAACUUCGCCUCGGACGAUAUCGAAUCCACCGUCGACGGCAUGGUCUCGGCGUCGCCCAAGGACGCUGACGAAGGUCCCUUCGGCCCCUCAAUUUCAGCCGAAGCCAUUGCCGAAGAGUGA